Mixia osmundae IAM 14324 is the source of this 899-nucleotide messenger RNA. RefSeq lists its product as uncharacterized. The record is from RefSeq and is a predicted model, not a curated record. Bases 18 to 899 code for a protein of 293 amino acids. The transcript has 2 exons. Lineage: Eukaryota; Fungi; Basidiomycota; Mixiomycetes; Mixiales; Mixiaceae.
GUAGCAAUCCCUUCGACAUGUCGCUCACCAUAGACUAUGCCUAUCGGUCUCCCAAGGCUUCCGGAUCAUCUGCACGCUCGAUCUCUGGCGAAUCUCGGCUGAGUGAAUCCACUGCGGUCGAUAGAGAAGAGGACGAAUCGAGUGAGCCGGCGGCGAGUAUGAGGGAGAUUUACGAGACCAUCGGGCCCGAGGAGUACUACAGGCAGUCGGGCGGCAAGUACAAGAACACGGCACAUCAUACUGAAGGUAUCAGGAAGGUCAUCAGCGCCUUCAUGGACAGAUAUUAUUCUCAAGUGGCAUCACAAGCCAAACACUCGAUCAGCAUACUCGACCUGGCAGCCGGAUCAGGCGAGGUCACGCUAGCACUCAAGGACUGGCAGAAGACACGUUUCUCAGGCUCCGGCGUGGCCAUGUUCCAGCACUAUCCGCGGGCAAAACUCAGUAUCGCCGCGACGGAUCCCUACACCACUAAAGCCUAUGAAGCCAGGACGGGCAUGAAGUGUAUGGAGCACAGUUUCAUGGAGAUCGCAAGUGGCAUACUCGAGAGCGAGCCACUAUCGGAUGCCAAUUCAUCGCUCUAUCAGCCCAAUUCGCACAAACGAUUCGACAUCAUCUUCUGCUCGUUCGCACUCCACCUGAUCACCUCGAGCAGCCAGCUCUGGUCGGUCUGCUCGGAGCUCGCACGUCUAGCGGAUUAUCUUGUCGUCAUUGCGCCACACAAGAAACCCGAAGUUCAGCACAGAUAUGGUUGGACACGACUGGACCCGGUCAACCUCAAGCCGUCCUACGAAGCCAUGGCAUCACCCUCCGUCGCAACUGGCGAUGGCUUCGAGAUCUGUAUCGACAAAGUCAGGCUCCGCGUCUACAGAUCCGACCGCGAGAACGAUACACCCGCUUGA